UAUUUUUCGAUGUAUUUCUACAGGUACUGGAAUACUUUUACCGGGACAAUUUAACCUACAAAAAUAUAAGGUGUAAAUAUAUUUAGUGUCAUAUUUUUGUAGCUAAUAAAAACGAAUACAGUUAAAAAUGUAUAAGCGUACAGUGUCUGGAUGUGCGACGAUGUUGGCAAGAAAUCUGGGAUUUCUUAAGGACCAUGCACUUGCAGAUGUUAGAAGGAGAAUGCUUAGUUCAUCUAGUCAAGCUUCUCGAUACAGACCGUCAACUCCAAUAAAUACUAUCAUAAUGUUCGUUCCUCAACAACAGGCAUGGAUCAUAGAAAGAAUGGGGAAGUUCCAUAAGAUAUUAGACCCAGGUUUAAAUAUUUUACUUCCUAUCAUUGACAGAGUUAGAUAUGUACAAAUUUUGAAGGAAUUAGCAAUAGAUGUACCAGAGCAAAGUGCAGUUACCUCAGAUAACGUAACUCUAAGUAUCGAUGCAGUACUGUACUUAAGAGUAACUGAUCCUUACUUGGCAUCUUAUGGUGUCGAAGAUGCCGAGUUUGCUGUAAUUCAGGUAGCUCAAACUACCAUGAGAUCCGAACUAGGAAAGAUAUCUUUGGACAAAGUGUUCAGAGAAAGGGAAGAAUUAAAUGUUUCUAUCGUCGAAAGUAUCAACAAGGCCAGCGAAGCAUGGGGAAUAACGUGUCUGCGGUAUGAAAUACGUGACAUAAGUCUACCGCAAAGAGUGCAGGAAGCGAUGCAAAUGCAGGUGGAGGCGGAACGGAAGAAACGCGCCGCUAUAUUGGAAUCCGAAGGUAUCAGAGAGGCGGAGGUAAACGUGGCGGAAGGCAAAAAGCUCGCGCAAAUUUUAGCUUCAGAAGCGGUAAAGCAGGAGCAAAUCAACAAGGCUGCUGGAGAAGCUGCGGCUAUAGUGGCGGUAUCUGAUGCGCGGGCGAAGGGAUUGCAGAUAAUCGCAAGUUCGCUGGGCACGGCGGACGCGAAGAACGCAGCCGCGCUCAGCGUGGCGGAGCAGUACGUCAACGCGUUCAACAAGUUGGCGAAAGUUAAUAAUACGUUAAUACUGCCGAGCAACGUGGGAGACGUUUCGACAUUCGUCGCACAGGCGAUGACAAUUUAUAAACGAAUAAUACCAGAAGAAAGUACUAACCAAAAGCGAAGACAAAUAACAGACGAUAGUCAUAUAAAUUCUCCAGUCGAGGUGGAAAAUUCCGAUGAAACGUACGAGUAUUUUAGCGACAGAGAAGAGGCCGAAAAACACAAGAAAGGAAAACAGAAGCCUUAGGUAUUACUUAAGUACUUCCAUCUGCAAUAGAAAUAUAUGUUCUUAUUUCUUACAUAUUGUUCGUUUAAAUUUUACAUUGUAAAUACGAUAUAAAAGUAAAAAUUUACACCA
Molecule: messenger RNA, 1393 nt
Organism: Ooceraea biroi (clonal raider ant)
Lineage: Eukaryota; Metazoa; Arthropoda; Insecta; Hymenoptera; Formicidae
Gene: Stoml2
Product: stomatin like 2
Biological process (GO): mitochondrion organization
Cellular component (GO): mitochondrion; membrane
Source: RefSeq, a predicted model, not a curated record